Messenger RNA from Rana temporaria (common frog), 2047 nucleotides. It is a transcript of the gene IDH3A, whose product is annotated as isocitrate dehydrogenase (NAD(+)) 3 catalytic subunit alpha. Gene Ontology annotation, biological process: isocitrate metabolic process; tricarboxylic acid cycle. The coding region runs from base 81 to 1178 and encodes 365 amino acids. Gene Ontology annotation, molecular function: NAD binding; isocitrate dehydrogenase (NAD+) activity; magnesium ion binding. Gene Ontology annotation, cellular component: mitochondrion. The transcript has 11 exons. The record is from RefSeq and is a predicted model, not a curated record. NCBI's taxonomy places the organism in Eukaryota, Metazoa, Chordata, Amphibia, Anura, Ranidae.
CGGUAUUGUACAGGGAGGGACUUCCGGGUUUUUGGAAGCGUCGUGCAAAGCUCCGCCCCCUCGCAGAUUCCCGCAAGAAGAUGGCAGGCAGCGGCUGGAGGUCAUUGAUCAGUCGCUUGACUGGAGCAGUCAAUAACCAAAAUGGAGCCAGAGCCUUUUCCAGCAAUAUGCAGACAGUCACUCUGAUACCAGGAGAUGGGAUUGGGCCAGAGAUUUCCUCUGCUGUCAUGAAGAUUUUUGAGGCAGCCAAAGCACCCAUUCAGUGGGAAGAGAGAAAUGUUACAGCCAUUAAGGGUCCGGGUGGCAAAUGGAUGAUCCCCCCUGAAGCCAAAGAAUCUAUGGAUAAAAACAAAAUGGGUCUUAAAGGUCCUUUGAAGACUCCAAUUGCUGCUGGACAUCCGUCCAUGAACCUGUUACUUAGAAAAACGUUUGAUCUGUAUGCCAAUGUCCGCCCUUGCGUCUCCAUGGAGGGUUAUAAGACUCCUUACACAGAUGUGGACCUGGUUACUAUUCGGGAAAACACUGAGGGAGAAUACAGUGGCAUUGAACACGUGAUUGUGGAAGGAGUAGUGCAAAGCAUUAAGCUAAUUACAGAGCAAGCCAGCCGCAGGAUUGCAGAAUUUGCUUUUGAGUAUGCCAGGAGUAACCAAAGAAGCACGGUGACUGCAGUUCACAAAGCCAAUAUCAUGAGGAUGUCUGAUGGGCUUUUUCUGAAGAAUUGCAGAGAAGUUGCAGAGAACUACAAGGACAUAAAGUUUAAUGAAAUGUACUUGGACACAGUGUGCCUCAAUAUGGUCCAGGACCCCACAGAAUUUGAUGUACUCGUCAUGCCGAACUUGUAUGGUGAUAUCUUAAGUGAUUUGUGUGCCGGUCUGAUUGGAGGGUUGGGAGUAACGCCAAGUGGAAAUAUUGGUGCUAAUGGGGUAGCGAUUUUCGAGUCGGUUCAUGGCACUGCUCCAGAUAUAGCUGGGAAGGACUUGGCUAAUCCUACUGCUUUACUACUGAGUGCAGUCAUGAUGCUCCGGCACAUGGGGCUGCAGGAACAUGGACUCAAGAUAGAGACUGCAUGCUAUGACACCAUUAAAUCUAGAAAGACUUUAACUAAAGAUUUGGGUGGAAACUCUAAGUGUUCAGAGUUUACAGAUGAGAUCUGCCAAAGGAUACGGGACAGCGACUAAUUUACUUUGCUGGUUUCAGUCUCCAGCCCGGCCUGCUGACAUCACACGCACAUCAUAUAAUGCUCAUCCCGACUUAAUUGAACAGUGUCUUUUUCCCCUUAGACGAGACAUGGUAUACGAGUAUGCAGGGCAAUGUGCUGGAGGCCACUCUACUAAAGAAACAUGCCACAUCCAAAUUGAACCUUGCAGGCAAAUUAGAAAGCCACAUAAGAACAGAAUAGUCUGCCUACAUAUCGGACUUCUCCUAUAAUACUGUAACUUCUUACCUGUUUUGUCUUGUCAUUGCCUUUCUGGUCAACAUGCUCUUCAGGAGACAAGCUACAGUAUGUACUGCAGGCUUUUCAAAGCUGUGUUUAGUAAAAUGAUUAGCUUCAAGUAAAUUACACAUUUUGUAUAAUAUAUCGUCGCAAUACCAUAUAUUAUUGUUGUACAAUUGCUUCAUUUAAUCAUAUCUUUAAGUAAUGGUUCCAUUCAUGUAAACCAAACACUCCUUGAAUAUGCUGUGUCUCUAUAACAAGUCCUCUAUUUUUCAUUAUUUUUCAAUAUCCUAUCCAUUUCACCUGAGUAAAACAUGAAAUGUAUUCUCAUAUUCCCAAGUUGUGGUUUAGCUAACCUGUUCAGUUUUUAAAUCCACCGCCAGGGGGUGCUGCAGCACAUUGUUCUGUGAUAAGAAAGCACAGUCCAAAUCUCAACCCAGCUCUAUGAAUGUCUUGUCAUGUCUUGCCUUAAUCUUUUUCUUUUUGAAAGCUCUAUUUAUUGUAUAUCUGUGAGUGAAACUGCCUUGUACUUUCAUUGAAUGGCUCAUUUUUCUUUUUGCACUUGUUUCUAAAGGAAAUACAUUAAAUGUGCUGGGUGUUCCAAAGAGCUCA